AUGGUGGAUGAUGAUGAUGAACUGGAGAUAGAUACUGACUGUGAAAAUGAAAAUGACAGCAGUGCAGUUCAGAUGUUGGAGGGCAGGAUAAAGACAUCUUUCUCCUCUGUGUUUCUUGAAUUUAAAGCAGGUGCCAGUUCCAGAGAGAACUACUUGUGUGCCCAAGGGUCUUGUGAGGAGGGCUGGGUGCAGUACCAAAGUGCCUACUACAGAGCAGUGAUGCAACCAAAGCGCUGGCCAGAAGCAGAGGCAUUUUGCCAGGCAUAUUUGCAGAAUGCCCACUUGGCCUCCAUCCACACGGCGGAAGAAAACAACUUUAUUUUCAUUCUGAGGGGGAAACUCCAGGACUAUCACUCUGGGAAAGCUUACUGGAUUGGAGCUCAUGAUUUAUUUAGAGUACUAAAAGCACUGCCUUACCCAGCCACCUAA
Molecule: messenger RNA, 429 nt
Organism: Chelonia mydas (Green sea turtle)
Lineage: Eukaryota; Metazoa; Chordata; Testudines; Cheloniidae
Gene: REG4
Product: regenerating family member 4
Exons: 3
Coding region: 1-429 (142 amino acids)
Molecular function (GO): signaling receptor activity
Source: RefSeq, a predicted model, not a curated record